Messenger RNA from Fukomys damarensis (Damara mole-rat), 1121 nucleotides. It is a transcript of the gene Ufc1, whose product is annotated as ubiquitin-fold modifier conjugating enzyme 1. The record is from RefSeq and is a predicted model, not a curated record. Gene Ontology annotation, biological process: protein K69-linked ufmylation. Gene Ontology annotation, cellular component: cytoplasm. The coding region runs from base 245 to 748 and encodes 167 amino acids. The transcript is spliced from 7 exons. Gene Ontology annotation, molecular function: UFM1 conjugating enzyme activity. Lineage: Eukaryota; Metazoa; Chordata; Mammalia; Rodentia; Bathyergidae.
AUCUGGAUUUGACCUUUGCUCUGGGCUUCCUGGUCACCCGGACGUUCGGUAAACCCGUACGUGGAACAGGAAUCGCUGCUCGUCUUCUCCCUCGGAAUUCAGUCUUUCAGCGUUUGCCUUUUGAACGCCUUCCUGUGUGAAGUGUCGCCAGAGCUGACUCUUGAAGGGCUUGGGAAUUUAACUGGGCCGGGGAGCAGGGGGCGCAGGCAACACCACUUCCGCACUUCUUGUGCCCUGGUCCAAGAUGGCUGACGAGGCCACUCGCCGUGUCGUGUCUGAGAUCCCCGUGCUGAAGACGAACGCCGGACCCCGAGAUCGGGAGUUGUGGGUGCAACGACUAAAGGAGGAAUACCAGUCCCUUAUCCGGUAUGUGGAAAAUAACAAGAAUGCAGACAAUGAUUGGUUCCGACUAGAGUCCAACAAGGAAGGGACCCGGUGGUUUGGGAAAUGCUGGUACAUCCACGACCUCCUCAAAUAUGAGUUUGACAUCGAGUUUGAUAUUCCUAUCACUUAUCCUACUACUGCUCCAGAAAUUGCAGUCCCUGAGCUGGAUGGAAAAACAGCAAAGAUGUACAGGGGUGGCAAAAUAUGCCUGACUGAUCACUUCAAACCUUUGUGGGCCAGGAAUGUACCCAAGUUUGGACUAGCUCAUCUCAUGGCCCUGGGGCUGGGUCCGUGGCUGGCAGUGGAAAUUCCUGAUCUGAUUCAGAAGGGUGUGAUCCAGCACAAAGAGAAAUGCAAGCAAUGAAGGCAGAAGCCACUCAGAUGGGAUACAGGGACCUUUGCUAGGCCAUGUUUCUGUUUUCUUGUGCAUGGCUCUUCUUACUCACCUGACUGCUUUCCCCCCUUACCCCUCUACCUCUGGUUGUUACCAAGUAGCUGCCACAGGCAUUGCUGGGGGGAACAACUAGCAACACACUAAUGACAAAGUUUCUAAAUUAGGCUAUACAGGAAGAGGAAAGACUUGGGCUUUGGGAAACCAAGAGGCAAUUUAUAUCCUCUCCCCAUGUAGGAAGAUAGAGGCCUUGAUCCUGGAGUCAUGGGGGAAACUGAAAAUGAAUACAUAGCCUUGUGGUUUCUGAAGAUAAUCUAUCAAUAAAAGCUGCUUCCUGUGGUAGCCU